AGCAGAGACUCAUUCGCUUCCCAAGGGCUGGGUAAGGAGAGAUAGGUAAGAGUAUGGGAAAAGAGUGUAUGGGGACGCGCCCUACUUGGCCGGGCUGCCUGCCGCACCCGUGACAUCUUUCGCGCUCUCUUUGGGCAGCGGGGCAUUUGGGCUGUCCCAGUACCAGAGAAACUCCUGGACACGAUUGGCUGUGGGGGAGUGCUCAUUUAUCCCUCCUAUCAACCAGAUACCCGGGGGACCCAACCUUCUUACUUCAGUCUCCACCCUCCAGAUUAGCUUGCUGUAGAGUCAGUCCAUGAUCUGGAGCUGCGCGCCACCUGCUCUGGAAGCAGGGCGAGGGGCGCAAUGGAACAGCCCAGCCGUCAGUGCUCUCCGCCAGCCUCCGGUUCCCUGACCUCCUCGCAGACUAAUCAUUCUACCUUCCCGAAUCCCAACUGCAGCUCUCCGGAUCUGGAGCCAUACCAGGACUCGAUUGCACUCCCUUGGAAGGUGCUUCUGGCCACGUUCCUUGCACUCAUCACCUUGGCCACCACGCUCUCCAAUGCCUUUGUAAUCGCCACUGUCUCUCGGACUAGGAAGCUGCACACACCUGCCAACUACCUGAUCGCCUCCCUGGCAGUGACUGACUUGCUUGUGUCUAUCCUGGUGAUGCCCAUUAGCACUAUGUACACGGUCACCGGCAGGUGGACUCUGGGCCAGGUUGUUUGUGAUUUCUGGCUGUCCUCGGACAUUACCUGUUGCACAGCUUCCAUACUGCAUCUCUGUGUUAUUGCCCUGGACCGCUACUGGGCCAUUACAGACGCGGUCGAGUAUUCGGCUAAAAGGACUCCCAAGCGAGCAGCUGGAAUGAUUGUUAUGGUAUGGGUCUUCUCUGUAUCCAUUUCCAUGCCCCCACUUUUCUGGCGCCAGGCCAAGGCCGAGGAGGUGGCAGACUGCUCAGUGAACACAGACCACAUUCUCUAUACAGUCUACUCUACUGUGGGCGCCUUCUACUUCCCCACCCUGCUGCUUAUUGCCCUUUAUGGCCGCAUCUACGUGGAAGCUCGUUCUCGGAUUUUGAAACAGACGCCCAACAGGACGGGCAAACGUCUAACUCGGGCUCAGCUGAUCACCGACUCCCCGGGAUCCUCUUCCUCGGGCACCUCCAUUAACUCUAGAGCCCCCGAGGGACCCAGUGAAUCCGGGUCCCCAGUGUAUGUGAACCAAGUAAAGGUGAAAGUGUCUGACGCUCUCCUGGAAAAGAAGAAGCUCAUGGCCGCUAGGGAGCGAAAAGCCACCAGAACGCUUGGGAUAAUUUUAGGAGCCUUCAUCGUCUGCUGGCUGCCUUUCUUUAUCAUCUCCCUGGCAUUACCUAUCUGUGAUGACGCCUGCUGGUUCCACCUGGCCAUCUUUGACUUCUUUAAUUGGCUAGGAUAUCUCAACUCCCUCAUUAACCCCAUCAUCUAUACCAAGUCCAACGAUGACUUCAAACAAGCUUUUCAAAAACUGAUACGGUUCAGGCGCACGAGCUGAAUCUUGAAGUAGCAGAGCGUUCACUAAGGCGCCUCUGGAGAACGUGCUUGUCUAGUGUCUGAUUCCACAGGUAAGGUGGACUCUUCUUAUGCUGGUGAUGUCUCAGAGAGAGGCUCUCCUGGGCCAGAGAAAGCGGUGCUGAGAAACCAGUAGAGUCCAGAGGGGGCUCUGGAAGGAGAACCGUACUUAGAAAGGGUAGAGCGAGAAGAAUCUAUCUGCUCCCCACACCCCCAGCUCCC
Gracilinanus agilis (Agile Gracile Mouse Opossum) is the source of this 1751-nucleotide messenger RNA. It is a transcript of the gene HTR1B, whose product is annotated as 5-hydroxytryptamine receptor 1B. Bases 346 to 1512 code for a protein of 388 amino acids. The record is from RefSeq and is a predicted model, not a curated record. The transcript has a single exon. Gene Ontology annotation, cellular component: plasma membrane. Gene Ontology annotation, biological process: adenylate cyclase-activating adrenergic receptor signaling pathway; bone remodeling; chemical synaptic transmission. NCBI's taxonomy places the organism in Eukaryota, Metazoa, Chordata, Mammalia, Didelphimorphia, Didelphidae. Gene Ontology annotation, molecular function: G protein-coupled serotonin receptor activity.